AUGGUCAUGUUUAUGAUCGUGGUGAUGGUCGUGAUCGUGAUCGUGGUCGUGGUCGUGGUCAUGGUGAUGAUGAUGAUCGUGGCCGUGGCUAUGGUGGUGGUCGUGGUGAUCGUGGUUCCCAUGGUCGUGAGAGUGCUGUAUCGGCGGCGCAUAUGGCGUGCUAACAGUAUCAGGCCCUGGGCCGUUGUUUCUCGCUUCCACCCUGCCAUCUUGUCUAAUGCUUGCGGGCGUGAUCUCCUGCUUGCAAAUGUAGCCUCAGAGUUGGAUACCUGGGAGUCCGUUCUCCCUUGCGGGUUCAGCCCGCCGUUGGACAUCGACGACUUCCAUGAACCGAUCGAUGCCUUCGAUCUUGAAUGCGAAUGUAGUGGAUUCUGGUGUGCGUGGGGUAGAGUUGACGACGGGAGGGCAUAUGACGAUGUCAUGGUUGCUAUCUCGGAGCAGGAAUGCUGCCCGACGCGGGCCGACGGCUCAGACUUUGAGGGGGUCAGGAGGCUGCUACGCCUAGGAAGGGAGAUCCAAAGACUCCCAAAGGAUCAAACCGAUCCUCAUUAG
Clonostachys rhizophaga is the source of this 552-nucleotide messenger RNA. NCBI's taxonomy places the organism in Eukaryota, Fungi, Ascomycota, Sordariomycetes, Hypocreales, Bionectriaceae. The record is from the annotation of a GenBank genome assembly.